Messenger RNA from Caenorhabditis elegans, 479 nucleotides. It is a transcript of the gene R05A10.4, whose product is annotated as UPF0375 protein R05A10.4. NCBI's taxonomy places the organism in Eukaryota, Metazoa, Nematoda, Chromadorea, Rhabditida, Rhabditidae. The record is from RefSeq and is marked reviewed. The transcript is spliced from 3 exons. The coding region runs from base 21 to 359 and encodes 112 amino acids. Gene Ontology annotation, cellular component: extracellular region.
UUUGACUAUUCAACUGAAUCAUGAAUCUUUCAAUUUUCUCUGCUAUAAUAUUUUCAAUUACUAUUGCAAGUUCGGCAAUCCCAAUCUCUGAAAAUUACGUAUCCUGGAGCUCUGACUCGAAUUGUCUGGACUUUGAUGAUAGUCGUGAUCCGAAUGCCGUCUGUGAGGCAACUACAACUUGGAAGCGAUCUGAAAAUUCUUCUUGCAUUGUUUCGGUAUACUAUGUCAAAAAGGAAAAGUCGUCUGGAACAUCAAAUGGAAUACCCCAAUGCUCAAAGACACCAUGCGACGCCACCGAAAAAAUAGUCGUCGAUUGUGAAACUGCAUUCAGAGAGAAAUUGGCAAACAUUAAUCAUUGAAAAUAUAUAUUUUUUGGGCGGUUUUUAUCAAAAACCUCUUUAAAGUUAACAAUGAUGUUCAAUACUCGACUAAUCAUUAUUGUAGUGGCAUGUAUUAAAUGAAGUAUUGAAACAUGUGAA